Centrocercus urophasianus (Greater sage-grouse) is the source of this 1172-nucleotide messenger RNA. RefSeq names its product proteasome 20S subunit alpha 4 (gene PSMA4). Bases 134 to 919 code for a protein of 261 amino acids. Gene Ontology annotation, cellular component: cytosol; nucleus; proteasome core complex. The record is from RefSeq and is a predicted model, not a curated record. The transcript is spliced from 9 exons. NCBI's taxonomy places the organism in Eukaryota, Metazoa, Chordata, Aves, Galliformes, Phasianidae. Gene Ontology annotation, biological process: ubiquitin-dependent protein catabolic process.
CAUUUCCGACGCUGUGGUGCAGGUGUGGGACAGGCUGUAACGGUCAGUGCUUCCCGCCGGCUGCACCUCAGCGACCCUUCGGCACAUCGCGCGUUCCUCGGCACCCUGCCCGCUGCCCCGCCUCUCCGGCACCAUGUCUCGAAGAUAUGACUCCAGAACCACCAUAUUUUCUCCAGAAGGCCGUCUGUACCAGGUUGAGUACGCCAUGGAGGCAAUUGGACAUGCAGGUACUUGCUUGGGCAUCCUGGCCAACGACGGCGUUCUGCUGGCUGCGGAGAGGCGCAACAUUCAUAAGCUGCUCGAUGAAGUUUUCUUCUCAGAAAAAAUCUACAGACUGAACGAGGAUAUGGCUUGCAGUGUUGCAGGAAUAACUUCAGAUGCCAACGUUCUAACAAAUGAGCUGAGGCUGAUUGCACAGAGGUAUUUGUUACAGUAUCAAGAGCCCAUUCCUUGCGAGCAGUUGGUAACUGCACUGUGUGACAUCAAGCAGGCUUACACGCAGUUUGGAGGAAAACGUCCUUUUGGUGUUUCAUUGCUGUAUAUUGGUUGGGAUAAGCAUUAUGGAUUUCAGCUGUAUCAAAGUGAUCCCAGCGGCAAUUAUGGAGGAUGGAAAGCUACGUGCAUUGGCAAUAACAGCGCUGCAGCUGUGUCAAUGCUGAAGCAAGACUACAAAGAAGGAGAAAUGACCUUAAAGACCGCACUUGCAUUAGCCAUUAAGGUUCUAAAUAAGACCAUGGAUGUCAGCAAACUUUCUGCAGAGAAAGUUGAAAUUGCAACGCUGACGAGAGAGAAUGGGAAAACAGUAAUAAGGGUUCUGAAGCAAAAGGAGGUGGAGCAGUUGAUAAAACAACAUGAGGAGGAAGAAGCAAAAGCUGAACGUGAAAAGAAGGAAAAAGAGCAAAAGGAGAAGGAUAAAUAAAAUUUGAAGUCAAGUGUUCUGAAAAUAGCAUAGGACCUGCUUCAGUUAAAGGUAAUCUGGUUUUCUGUUUUGUGGAAGCCUACAAAUACGCCAGGGGAGAACACGGAAUUACUUUUGCUGAACCAGGUCCUUAAUCAUCAUCAAGAUAAUUAGUUUUCUGUUCCUUAUAUUGACCAAUAAUUGCUUUAAUUCUUGAACACCCUUUCUUUCAUCUUCUAUUUUUUAUUAUGGAAUAAAAUUUAAGAAGAAUGGU